AUGUAUACAGGUUAUCCACCAUUUAAAGGUCAAUCAGAAGUUCUUCUAUUUGAAUCGAUCUGUAGAAAAAAACCAUUAAUACGAAAAACAUUUUCAUCAAAUUUUAAAAAUAUAAUACUUAAAUUACUUCAAAAAAAUCCAAUAAAACGAUUGGGAUCGUUCGAAAUUAAACAACAUCCAUGGUUUAAUGAAAUCAAUUUUGAUUCAAUCUAUAAACAACAAAUACCAUCACCAUUCUAUGAAAAUGUUCUUAUUAAAUCAUUAUCGAAUUAUCGUCAAGAAGCAGUAAAACGUAAUGAAAAACCAUUACUUAUAGCUGAUCAAGAUGAUUAUAUAGAAGAUUUUAAAGAUUUUUAA
This is a messenger RNA of Adineta steineri, 357 nucleotides long. The record is from the annotation of a GenBank genome assembly. Lineage: Eukaryota; Metazoa; Rotifera; Eurotatoria; Adinetida; Adinetidae.